CAAUUAGCUUCCCGAUUCGGUCGCUCCGACCCCGGAGGCCCAGACAGAUGGGGAGGCGGCACAGCGGCGGCGGCGGCGGCGGCCGCGGAGGCGGAAGAGGGCGUGGGCGAGGGCGAGAUGAGGAAGGCGAUCUCCAUCUGCACAAGGCUGCGAGGGAUGGUGAUGCGGCCGCGGCGGAGUCGCUGUGCGAGUCCAACCCUCUCGCCGUCAACUCAAGGGACCGCCUCUCCCGCACCCCACUCCACUUGGCUGCAUGGGCUGGGCAUGUUGAGGUUGUGAAAUGCCUUUGCAAGCACAAAGCUGAUGUAGGGGCUGCAGCAAUGGAUGACACCGCUGCAAUUCAUUUUGCCUCCCAGAAAGGCCAUAUAGAAGUGGUUCGUGAGCUGCUGGUGGCUGGGGCCACUGUGAAAGCGAAGAACAGGAAAGGCUUCACGGCGCUGCAUUUCGCUGCGCAGAACUCCCACCUGGAUCUUGUGAAGUACCUUGUGAAGAAAGGUGUCGACGUCACAGCAAAGACGAAAGGCGGCCAGACAGCCCUACAUGUCGCGGAGAAUGACGAUGUGCGUGCGUUCCUGAAAGAGUGCGAGCAGUCCUUGAAGAAGGGAUCUGAGCUACCAUUGGAGAAAAAGGGAGCUGAGCCUGAGCUACCAUCAGAGAAUAAGGAUGAUUCUGCCCAGGACGGCGGUGGCAGCAAGUCUUCAGGUGAGGGUAUGCAAGAUGGGGAUGAUGCAGGGCAGGGUGAGAAGAGGAAAUGCGAGGGGGUUGCUGCCUCGAGUUCACCACAAGUGAAAAAGGCCAAGGUUUCCCUUGGUCAUCUUGUUAGUGAAAAUGACAUGGAUGAGGAGGAAGAGGAGUGAUAUUCACUAGACAGCCUUUACCUCGAGGAUGCAAGAAGUUCUUCAGACCCAUGGUGCCACCUUGUAUGUUUUGUUAUCCUUAUCAUUAGUCUGUACGGCAAUCUGGGGGUGUAAAGACAAUUGCAAGUUUUAGUUGGGUCUCAUGUAUUGCAUGAAUGGAAGUUCUAAUUGCAAUCAAGUCAGCCCUGCUAUUGGUA
Setaria italica (foxtail millet) is the source of this 1054-nucleotide messenger RNA. Its product is annotated as ankyrin repeat domain-containing protein 6. The transcript has 2 exons. The coding region runs from base 48 to 857 and encodes 269 amino acids. Gene Ontology annotation, molecular function: protein binding. Lineage: Eukaryota; Viridiplantae; Streptophyta; Magnoliopsida; Poales; Poaceae. The record is from RefSeq and is a predicted model, not a curated record.